This is a messenger RNA of Rhodotorula toruloides NP11, 2271 nucleotides long. Its product is annotated as zinc finger, LIM-type protein. The coding region runs from base 1 to 2271 and encodes 756 amino acids. The record is from RefSeq and is a predicted model, not a curated record. Lineage: Eukaryota; Fungi; Basidiomycota; Microbotryomycetes; Sporidiobolales; Sporidiobolaceae. Gene Ontology annotation, cellular component: Z disc; nucleus. The transcript has 9 exons. Gene Ontology annotation, molecular function: transcription coregulator activity.
AUGGGUUUCUGCAGACGCUGCGGCGAGAUCACGACAGGCGAACGGUGCAAGUGCGGCGGGACGAGCAAAGAGACGGUUACGAAGGCACUCUUUGGGAGCGCCACGAGUGACAGAUGGUCUCAGCGCUACGUCUCUCGUUCGCCUCCAAAGUCGCCGUCGCCCGCACCGCCAGAUGCCAAGACCUUCCCCACCGCGACGACACCACUCGGCACCCCUUCUCGCACGCUCGUCGCGCCUGCCCGUCCUCCCAGCCCGACUAAACUCGCUCAAUCCUUCCUUCAGCAAGACGACGGCGAGCUCUCGAGCGUCUUCGGCAGCGUAUUGAGCCCGAAGGACAAUUGGCAGUGUGCAGCGUGUACCAGCAAAUUCCGUCAGGAAGAGGUGAUCUACCCGCAUCCUGACGCCAAGGGCGACGCCUCGCUCGCCGAGGUCUUCUUCUGCCGCCAAUGUUUCGCCGAGCGAUUCCGCAAGGGCAACUGCAAGAAAUGCAAGUACGCCGUCCUCUCAGAUGCACCGUUCGUCAAGCAUGACGGCAACUUGUGGCACGAGGCUUGCUACACCUGCUCGUACUGCGAGGACCCCUCGACAUCGCCCGUCAUCGACUUUGCCGGCCUCCCCUCCUGCGAAGCCUGCUUCGACAGCGAGGCUUACAAGACGCGCGGCAUUCCUCCUUCGCCGCACCUUUCGCAGUCCGAAUGGGGCAAGAAGCCUGUCUCCGUCCUUCCGCCGCCAAGCAAAUGGGGCAGGCCGUCUCUUCCGUCCGCCUCGCUUGGCACGGCGAAGAAGUCGAACGUCUGGACCUCGAAGGCCGCGCCAGCGAGCUCCGCGUCUAUACCGAACGAUGAGAAGCCGAAGGCGUGGCGGGUGCGAGCAGAGCGGGACAAGUCGCCUAUCGCGCCUUCGCUUGACGAACUCGGCACGCGACUUCGACAAGCCGGCCUUGCCGAUCCACCCAGUCAAGCGUCGUUCCUCAAGCCUGGCGUGACGAGUACCGGCGCGUCGUCGAAGCCCGCGUCAACGGCCUCGAGCAAGUCUUCCCCCUUCGCCCGUCCGGCCUCGCCUGUCAAAACCUCGUCACGCCCCGCCUCGCCGAACAAGUCGGUCUUCGCGAGCGGCCUCACCAGCCCGCCGAAACCGACUAGUUCGCCAGCUCGACCCGCGCUCGCGCCUGUCCAGCCGACCGCCAAUCCUCCUCGCCCGCUUCCCUCGCCCGUCCAGCCUUCCUCACCAACCAAGCUCCCCUCUUCCGCUCCUAGGCCCACUCCCGCUCCAGCCGACCCCGACGCCUGCCCCAUCUGCCACCGCGAGCUCGGGUACGGUGAAUUCGUCGAGCUGCCCAAGACGAGCCAGGUCAUGCACCGCGAUUGUUUCCGGUGCGGAGGGUGCGAGGAGAGGUUGGGGACUGGGAAGUAUGUGGAGGCGGAGGGGAGGUGGUGGCAUCAGCAGUGCGCUCCGGCUCCGAAGCGCUACCGCACGAUCAUCACCUCUCUCGCCGAGCCAGACGCGACGUCCGAAGACGCCACCACGCCCGACCCGCCUCUCACCGCCGAACUCGACACCGACGACCCCGCCUGUUCCGGCUGCGGCCGCCCGCUCGGCUACGGGCAGAGCGUGACCAUCCCUCGGAGCGGCAAGUCGUUCCACACGGACUGCUUCUGCUGUGCGGGGUGUAGCGGAGCGUUAGGCACGCAGCGCGGAGAGAGGGGGUUUGUCGAAGUUGCGGGCUUGCCAUAUCAUCAGAAGUGCGCCCCUCCACCCGCCUCCCCCUCGCCCGCCAUCCUCGCCUCCCCCUUCUUCGCCUCCGACGCGCUCUCCUCCUCCCGCUCGACCCGUCUUCCCACCCUCCCCUCCUUCCCACCUAAACACGCCCCUCCUCCCUCCGCCCCUUCCAACCCUCGCGAACCCUCCAUCUUCUCCCGCCUUCGCCCGCCUCCGUCGAACCUCGGCGGCCACCUCCUCUGCGCGGGUUGUUCGUCGCGCGCAACGGAGAAAGAGCUGGUUUUGGGACCGAGGGGGAGGAGGUAUCAUAGGCAUUGUUUGAGGUGCGAGGGGUGUGCGAGGGGGUUGGAUAGUGAGUGUCGGGUUGGGGAGGAUGGGGGGUUGAGGUGUGAGGCGUGUAGGGUGAGUUUUGCUGGGCUUCUCUUGGAUGGCUGGGAAGAGAUGACGAGACUGGUUGCGCAGAAAACGGCGACGAAGCCGAAUUAUAGCGGCAACUUCACCUCCUCGACUCCCCUUGCCUCCUCCUCGCCCGUCUCUCCGCGUCGCUUCUAA